AUGUCAAUUUUAUAUCAAAUUCAAUCUAAUGCAAAUAUCGGUUAUUUUUUAACUGAACAAAAUGGUAAAUUGGCUUUGACUAACGAUAACAGCUCACCAUACACCUAUUGGUACUUUCUCAAUCCGUACAUUGAUUCUUUGAAUUAUUAUUUCGAGAAUCCCGAAUACAGAGGUACUCAUGCUAUAAUCAAUUCGGUUUCGGGUAAAGCGAUUACAUACGGGAACUCGGACACUUUGGAAUUGAUACUCUUCUCCUCAGGUUGGGCUGGAUUUUAUUGGAAAAUUAUUAAAGCAAUAGAUUAUGUAGUUAUCGCCAGCUGGAAUAACCCAUACACCAAAUUGAAGGCGAAUCGUUAUUGUUAUAAUCUUUCGAAUCAAUCUGUAAUCAUGAGACCGUCCGCAUUGAUCGAUCAAGGAAAGGAUGAAAAUGAAAAAGAAUUUAAAUGGAGACUUGUUUUUAAAUAUAAUAAUCCUAAACUGUAA
Molecule: messenger RNA, 483 nt
Organism: Ambispora leptoticha
Lineage: Eukaryota; Fungi; Glomeromycota; Glomeromycetes; Archaeosporales; Ambisporaceae
Source: the annotation of a GenBank genome assembly